This is a messenger RNA of Tremella mesenterica DSM 1558, 3417 nucleotides long. RefSeq lists its product as uncharacterized. The transcript is spliced from 7 exons. Lineage: Eukaryota; Fungi; Basidiomycota; Tremellomycetes; Tremellales; Tremellaceae. The coding region runs from base 1 to 3417 and encodes 1138 amino acids. The record is from RefSeq and is a predicted model, not a curated record.
AUGACCCCACGGUCUUUAGCGCACCAACUUGUACUGAACGCUUCAGUUAAGCGAACACCUGGUCGACCAGCUCGAAAAUACAAAGAUCAGUCCCCAGGAACUCCCACAAAAGUUUCCAAGCGUCAGCUUAGUCAGGAUGUUAGUCUAGGUAGGGGUAAACCUUUAGAAAAGAGAGACAACAUAAAAGACCUUUUCACAGCUCAAGAUACCUGUGAUGUCCUGGACGCCUUUGAGGACUUCCCUUUUCACGGCUCUGAGGCUCAUCAGCUUGAGCAGAAACAGCUGAAAAAACAACAAGCAAUUGACAACGAUUACAUUGACAAUGGUGGUGAUAUCCUUGAACAAUUUCAGGACUCUGAAUUCACCUUUGACCGACUGGACAUGGAAGCAGAUGUAGAAGAGGAGAAAGAGCAAGAUAGACUGCUAGAAAAGGCCAAAGACGAAGAGCAAGAGGAACAGGGAGUAGCAACGGGGGCAUGUUAUGCGAAUAACACUGCGAAUCAGGGUUAUGUGACAAGCAUGUCCACCCUUUCACAUCCUCCAAGCACGCAAAAGGUUAAUUAUACCUCAAUUCGCGAGCAAGCUUUAAGGAAUCGAGCUAUCAUUGAGAUCGAAAGUACUCAGAUUCCAAUAUCAAUCCAGGAGCAGCAGCCAUCCACUUUCAACACUGUACGCACAAAAGCAAGCCUUGGUCCUGGCAUCACUGCAGUGAAGAACUUCUGUGUGCUUUCUGCGAAUGAUAUUGGUCAGGAUGAGCGUUACGAGGAGAUCGAGGUAGCUUUCCACCUUAUUCCUAAGGCUUUUGACAUGAUGACACAGGAUUACCUCCUCAGAUCACAGAGAGUAUCAGAUCAUAUCAAGGUGGAGUGGUUAGAUCCUCCAGGGCUUCACCCAAGUGACAUUCGCGGACGUCACGCAGUCUUCCAUGUCUCAGAUGAGGCCUUCGCAAAGGGUCCUGAUAAGUUGGUUUGGCGCUCGAGAUUCAAUUGCAGUGGUAGCUGCCAGCAAGUUCAAGCCCUACCUACCUCACUUCCAGCACCACAACGUCCAAAGAGAAAUCUACGAAAACGACAGAGGAAAGAGGAAAGGAGUGAGGGACAUGAGGGGAGUGAGGAGAGUGAGGCAAGGAAUAGAAAUGAAGGGAUAGAGGGGGAUGAGUGGGCUGAGGAGGAUCAGGGGAGUCUGCAGGGCAAAGAGGAUCCUGUGGAGACAAAAAGAACAACAAUUCGCAAACGAAAAUGCCCAUUGUGUGUUGAAGUGCGAAUGACUCCUAGAAGCAUUCGCAGAGGAUAUUGCACAAUUAUCCAGCCAUUACCUUCCUACCAUGGGGAUCCAAAACCUCUGAGCCUUCUCAGGAUAUCCUACCACAUGCGCAAUAUCCUUCAUGAUGCUGCGACACUGGUCGGAACGACCGAAAGCCGCCUCAAGCUUCGAUGGUUCACCAGUAUCUCCAAGCUCCAUCCUUAUGCGACUUGGUUGUCUGACAAUUGUCCUCAUAGGAUGCCCAAAGAGAGUGACUUUGCAACCGCCAUACGGACAGCAUUGAGGCAAGACAGACUGGACACUCUACCAUUGGCAGCUAUUCAAGUCCUCCACUCAGCAAAUCCAUCGACAUUCCUGAGUUGUGAAAUCCCUCACGAUCUUGUCCUUGGAGGAACUGAAGAGUUUCCCACCAAUGCCACUUUCCAAUGUGUGAUCAGCCCCAAACACGCUCUGCAAACUGCAAUUCGCCAUGCUCACGAAAGGGGACUAGCCAUGGACUCUUCUUGGAGGAACAAAAACGCUAUUCGCUGUCCAGUCACCUUCCUCACCACUGUCAAUGAGCACAAUCACAUGGUGCCAAUGGCUGUAAUGCUGUCAAAUCAUGCAACCACCGCGUCUUACACCCAUCUCCUCUCUGUCUUUCGAAAAGCUGUGGAAGAGGAAGCAAAAGCUCUUGUGAAUGGUACCUCAGAGGUCAUCAGCGAAUUUGAAGACAAGGAGAUUGUCCUCAGUAAUGCCAUCCUCAUUACUGAGGAUGGCUUCUGGCCCCUCAUGGUCAUGAUUGAUUGUGAUGCCGCAGAGCGAAACGCAGCCCAGACAGUUUUCCCAGGAACUCCUGUUGGUCGCGAGAAGACAUCUAGGUUCCUCUCAGCCCUUCGAAAGUGUCAGAGGUGUGAUGUGGAAGAGGAGUGGGAGGAAGUGUAUGAAGAGUUUGAGGCAGAUGUACUGGAGUUGUUGGACGGAGACGAAGAACAUUGGGAGACCAUUCGCACAUGGUUGAAUACUCAAUGGUUCAGCGAAAGCUGGCGCAAAUGCCUCAUGGAUUAUGGUCUUCCUCGCGAACACACAAGAGAUGGGCCGCUUUCUACCAACAACUUUGUUGAGGCAGCAUUCAGGACUUUUGACAGAGUUUUCCUACAAGCCCGAGCCAAUAAGCGAAUCGAUAAACUCCUUGCCGUUAUUGUUAACAUCUACUUUCCAAUGUAUCUCUAUUCUCCCCCAACCUCUGGUCGAUGUGAUCCCGACAUAACACAAGAGAUCCAGAAGGGUCUUGAGAUCUGGCAGCUGGGUCAGCUCAAGCAUUGUGAUUCGGAAGAAAUACCCAGCAGCUUGGAGCCUCUUAAAGAAACCUUCACCAUUGAGUCUGGCUUGCGAAAGCGAAACGCGCAUUACUGUGGAAUAAAGAAAUCCAGUGAUCGCGAAUACUGCUCGUGUGGGUGGUUCCAGUCUAGAGGGAAGAGAUGUCGAGGACUAUGGGCUCUUCAUUGUCUUACAACCUGUGGAGAGCUAGAGGCGUAUGAAGGACAGACUGCAGCAUAUGCAACGGCUUUGCGAAUGGGACCAAGGGAAGGGGUGGGGAAUAAGGGAACCACUUCGGCACAAGUUGACCAGGAGGAAUUGCGAAAGUGGUGGGGACACGAUCCGACAGAACUUGCAGACCAACAGUGGGAUACUACAUCUAGACCCAGUGGCUGUCUGUUAGUCAGUAUCGAUUCAAAAGAUCUUGAUGCAGAAACACCAGCGAAUGAGCAAGAAAUCAAUCCCCCCAUAGGUCGACGACAUAAAGCCAUGCGUUCUGAGUCAGAAGAAGGCUGCGAGACCCCCAAGAAAAGCGAAAGUCAACCAACACAGCCCAACAAAGGUGGCCGGCCUGCUUCCAACAAGCCUCUACAUCCGCACCGAAGUCAAAAGAAGAACAAGAGCAAUAUCCAGUUUCGUACUGAGCAGCUCCCCUUUCACGAAAGGCCAGUUGGGGCUAAGAACUACAACCAAACUUGUUUUGCUAUCAGUUUGUUCCAUAUCAUUCUGCGAAUUCCAUCCUUCUCAGCAGCUUUCAAUGCUAUCAAAGCCGAACUAAGGGUGGAAGUGUCCAGACUGGUGGUCAUGCUGGAGAACUUCUUUGACUGUAUCAAUGUGUCACGAACUACGUCGUGA